This is a messenger RNA of Eutrema salsugineum, 753 nucleotides long. RefSeq names its product protein PHLOEM PROTEIN 2-LIKE A9. Bases 166 to 720 code for a protein of 184 amino acids. The record is from RefSeq and is a predicted model, not a curated record. NCBI's taxonomy places the organism in Eukaryota, Viridiplantae, Streptophyta, Magnoliopsida, Brassicales, Brassicaceae. The transcript is spliced from 3 exons.
AGAAUAUUGAGAAGAACAUGAACAAUUAGGUCCAACUUAAUGAAUUCUUCUUCGGUCACACUCCUUUUUGUUUCCACCCAAAAUUUCCAAAUCUCUAUAUAAAAAGCUCACCGAAGAGAAGUGUUCUUUUAUAAAACAAACAAGAAAGAAAAAAGAAAGAACGAAAUGUCUGCCCAAAAAGCUGUCAAGAGUUCUCAUUACGAGGCAGAAUCCAACAUGGAACAAGAUAUCGUUAGAAAAGCAUGGAUUUUUAAGCCAAGUGGUCUUAGUUUCAUAUGGGGAGGUGACUCUCGGUAUUGGGUCAUCCCCAACGAAGACAGGACGCCUGCUGAACUGAAGAUGGUGAGUUGGUUAGAAGUAACCGGUUCUUUCGACAAGGUCGAGCCAGGCAAAACGUACCGGAUCGGUUUUAAAAUCUCGUUCACAGCUGAUGCAACCGGAUGGGAGCAAGCUCCGGUUUUUAUGUCAGCAAAAAUUGGGAAGAAAGGGAGGACAGUUUGGAAGAGGAUCAAAUCGGUGAACAAUAACAUUAAGAAACUCAAAGGCGGUACAGAACCGGUUAACAUACCAGAUGAGACGGAUGGAAGAUUCGAGAUCUUCGUCAGUCCCACGGUUGCAAUAAACCAAGAGACCAAGCUUCAAUUUGGUUUGUAUGAAGUGUGGACCGGUAAAUGGAAGAAAGGUUUGUUAAUCUAUGAAGCUUUUGUUCAAGAAGUGUAAAGAGACUAUGAAUCACUUCUCAAGAUUGCAUCU